Messenger RNA from Nyctereutes procyonoides (raccoon dog), 2706 nucleotides. RefSeq names its product RNA binding fox-1 homolog 3 (gene RBFOX3). The transcript has 15 exons. Bases 456 to 1436 code for a protein of 326 amino acids. Gene Ontology annotation, cellular component: cytoplasm; nucleus. The record is from RefSeq and is a predicted model, not a curated record. Gene Ontology annotation, molecular function: mRNA binding. NCBI's taxonomy places the organism in Eukaryota, Metazoa, Chordata, Mammalia, Carnivora, Canidae. Gene Ontology annotation, biological process: nervous system development; regulation of alternative mRNA splicing, via spliceosome.
GCGGCCGCCGCCGCCGAGCCCGGCCCCGCGCCCCUCGCCGCCCGCUCCGCUGCCCGCUCGGGGCCGGGAUGCAGCCGGGGCAUGGCCGCCGGGCCCCCGUCACCUGCCGCGGGGAGCGCUGAGCCCGUUGAGAAUCUCAGGUCCCUGAGAACCUGAAGCUUUUCCUGCUGAUUCUCACUAUUUCUCAGCAAAUUUCCACCUGAGAAAGUUCCAGAAAGAACCCCGUGGGAGGCCUCCCUGCUGCAGUGAAGCAGGCCUCACCCACCACUACCAGCGUUAAGUCAGAACGGCCAGAGGAAGAUCCUGCCGGCAUUUCCCCCGAGCUGGUCCGCAGGCCCCUCCGGCCGGGAACCCGUCCCAGGAGCUGUCCGUCGGCAAACAGAGAGCCCACAGUGCCUCGGGAAAAAUUGGCUGAAUAAAAGGGCAAUCAGGACGCCACGGCUCCGCCUGAAGCGAUGGCCCAGCCCUACCCCCCUGCCCAGUACCCCCCUCCGCCACAGAACGGCAUCCCCGCCGAGUACGCGCCACCCCCCCCGCAUCCCACGCAGGACUACUCGGGCCAGACCCCGGUUCCCCCAGAGCACGGCAUGACCCUGUACACACCAGCACAGACCCACCCCGAGCAGCCGGGCUCGGAGGCCAGCACACAGCCCAUCGCCGGGGCGCAGACAGUGCCGCAGACAGACGAGGCGGCACAGACAGACAGCCAGCCGCUCCACCCCUCCGACCCCACAGAGAAGCAGCAGCCCAAGCGGCUACACGUCUCCAACAUCCCCUUCCGGUUCAGGGACCCCGACCUGCGGCAAAUGUUCGGGCAAUUCGGAAAAAUUUUAGACGUGGAGAUCAUUUUUAACGAGCGGGGCUCCAAGGGUUUUGGGUUUGUAACUUUUGAAACUAGCUCAGAUGCUGACCGAGCCCGGGAGAAGCUGAAUGGGACGAUCGUAGAGGGACGGAAAAUUGAGGUCAAUAACGCCACAGCCCGCGUCAUGACCAACAAGAAGACGGCGAACCCCUACAGUAACGGCUGGAAGCUAAAUCCCGUGGUAGGCGCGGUCUAUGGGCCUGAAUUCUAUGCAGUGACGGGGUUCCCCUACCCCACCACGGGCACAGCCGUUGCCUACCGGGGCGCGCACCUACGGGGUCGGGGCCGGGCCGUGUAUAACACGUUUCGGGCUGCGCCACCCCCGCCCCCCAUCCCAACUUAUGGAGCGGUCGUGUAUCAGGAUGGCUUUUAUGGUGCUGAGAUUUAUGGGGGCUAUGCAGCCUACAGAUAUGCUCAGCCUGCGGCGGCAGCAGCAGCCUACAGCGACAGUUACGGCAGAGUCUAUGCAGCCGCUGACCCCUACCACCACACCAUCGGCCCCGCGGCGACCUACAGCAUCGGAACCAUGGCUAGCCUGUGCCGAGGAGGGUACAGCCGCUUCACCCCCUACUAGCAAGAGGGCCCAGCCCCUAGCAGCAUUCACACUGACUGCCCAGUACACACCAAACCCAGCAGUCCAAAACCAGGCACAGCCACCAGGAGGACAGUGCGCCCCCCCCAGGCCGCGGCACGCGACGCCAAAGCCCGUAGGGUUUACCUCCAGCCAGCUGGUCUCCCUGCCCCUCACGAUGGCGUGUGUGUCUUUGACCCUGGUGCCCCCUGUAUGUCUGAAACCUUGCUUCCUAUUUUGACUUUGUUGACGUUGUACCCCCAAGUCGUUUCAGGUACGGUAUGCACAGGGGGAGGGGCUAGGCCGGGCGCACCACCUCUCCCCACGACUAGCAAUAGAGCCCGCCAGGGCGACGCGACCCCCCGGGCCCCGGGGCUGCGCAGCCUCGAAGACACCCCGCGCCACCGUCCCUCCCUGGGGUUAGGGCGUCAGGCGGAGCUCCCGUCCGCUCGUCGUGGGGUUUCUGGCCAAGACAGUGCUCCCUCCCGACCUUCCCGUCACCCAGCUAAUGACGAGAGUGGCCUGUCCGCCCCCCUCGCCCCCACCACCCCAUCCAGCUGAGACUAACAUUUCGGGUUCGAGUUUGUUGAGGACGUUUCCUGCCCAAGCAGUCGCAAGCACAUGGUACAGGCGGCCCCACCACGGCCACAGCAGCCUCAGGGCUCACUUAGCCUCUAUGUAGGAAAUGACAGUGCAGGAAGGAAUUCCCGGCACCCCGCACCGCCCCCCCCCCCAGCCAGGCGCCCUCAGCCCGCCCCUGGUCCCUCCAGCCCCUGGUCCCUCCAGCCGUGCUCCCAGGAUAGCCCCCCAGCACUGCCCGAGAUGGGGCCCGGCCAGCCUGGCCGCCUUUGCACUUGGCUCCAGCACCCUUUACCCCUCCCCGGGCUUGGAAACAUCCUUUUAUCGGGGUACAUUCCAGAAGGGGCAAGCAGGUGAGGAGCGGGGGAGGGCCACGGCCCGGCGCCAGCCUCCCGCCCAGACAGGCUGGAUGCCGUGCUCUGCGGCCUUGGGGCCCCGGCGCUGGGACCCGCUGGUACUGCCGAGGCAGCCAGGCAGCUCCUGGAGGAAGGGUCUCGGGCCGGGGAAGCCCAGGCCCCCUCGUGGGCCAGAGCUGGGCUCUGGGUGCGGCUGGAGGGCGUGGGUCCCCGCUGCUGGACCGGCCCCCGCCCCCCUCCGCCCGGAGCACCACCACCUCAUCCGGGCCCUCGCGGCCUGUGCGGUGCUGUCCAUCCGCCCUGCCCUCGCCUUGACCCGCGCAAAGCAGCCGGGCGCC